AUGGCUAGGCGUAAUGGAUGGCAACUCCCUGUUCAUACUUUUCAGAUUGUGGCUAUAACAGUUUUCCUCCUGCUAUCUGUUGCAUUCUAUGCCUUUUUUGCUCCCUUUCUUGGGAAGGACAUCUAUGAAUAUGUGGCUAUUGGUGUUUAUUCUGUCUUGGCGCUCUCUGUAUUUAUUCUUUAUGUACGAUGCACUGCAAUUGAUCCGGCUGAUCCUGGAAUUUUAGUAGAAGCUGACGAGACAGCAGGCCAUAAAUCAGAAAAUAAGACAGAUCUGCCUGGAAAUUCUGCUGAAGAACCUAGCAAGAUAAGGUUAAAGAAUGGAGGAAAAUCCAAUAAAUACGGUUCAAGUUGGUGUUCAAGACUCAGAGGUUUCUUUUGUUGUUUUCUUGUGAAACAAGAUUGCCGAAAAGAUGAAGAUAUUCUUCAGCAAGAAUCUGGAGAGGAGGCUUUGUUCUGUACAUUGUGCAAUGCGGAGGUACGCAAGUUCAGCAAACAUUGCAGAAGUUGUGACAAAUGCGUUGAUGGAUUUGAUCAUCACUGCCGGUGGUUGAACAAUUGUGUAGGGAGAAAAAACUACAUAACAUUUGUUUCUCUUAUGGCAACAAGCCUUGUCUGGCUUAUGGUUGAAUUCGGAGUUGGUGUUGCUGUCCUUAUUCGGUGCUUUGUAAAUAGAAAGGGCGUGGACCAUCAAAUAGUGGAGAAACUUGGCAAUGGAUUCUCGCGCCCCCCUUUGCUACAGUUGUGUAAAUACAUGUAUGAUUCAGAAUUUCUUAGGGGUCAAACUGCCCUGUGCACAUUCGUAUCUUUGCUUGCCACUGUGCCUCUGGGAGAACUAUUUUUUUUUCAUGUGAUUCUGAUUCGAAAGGGUAUAACAACAUAUGAGUAUGUAGUUGCCAUGAGAAGUCAGAGUGAACCACCUGGACCAUCUGUUGAUGGAGGAGAGCAGCAAAGUCUGCCAUCUUCGCCAACCAGUUCAGCUGUUACUGCAGUGAGCGGAAGAAGUUCUAUAGGAAUGAGUUUGCAAUAUAAAGGUGCUUGGUGUACCCCUCCAAGAAUCUUCAUGGACAACCAGGACGAAAUUAUUCCACAUUUGGAGCCAGGACGCCUACCAUCCACAGUUGAUCCAGAUGCAACACAAGAAGCUGACAAAGCCAAAAAGUUACCACAGCGUCCAGUUCGAAUCAGUGCAUGGAAACUUGCAAAAUUGGAUUCCAGUGAGGCUAUUAAAGCAGGUGCAAAGGCUAGAGCAUCAUCAUCUGUGCUGCGCCCCUUAGGUUCUCGAUACAACCCUUAUGAUGCUGAUCAUUUAUCCAGUAGCAACGUUAGUGGAAGGAGCAGUCCAAUCAGUACUCAUCAAGGGUUUCAAAAUAAAAACACUAGAGCAGUGGCGCCAGAUCUAUCUCCUUCCAGGACUAACUCAUAUCCAGCCAGCAAUGCUAGUCAUGCUAGCAGGGAUGAUAUUGAAUCAUGCCGCCAGAGUCUUGGCAACUUUAGUAGUGCUAAUGUCUCCAAACUUGCCACUUCCCCAAUACAGCAGCAAACAUCAAACAGAGACCACUUCAACCCCAUUUAUCAGACAUCAGCAGAUCAAUCUCCUUGGUCCGCAAGACAAAGUGAAGCAAACAUGAAUCCUGUUCGUGAGAAUGCAGUGCAAAUUCCUGUGAGAAGAAACUUAGGUGCAGCUGAGAAUACGAGAACAACAGUUUAUUGGGAUCCAGAAGCUGGACGCUUUGUCUCUUCUUCAAGAGGUGCUGGCUCUUCAUCCCAGGUUCGGGGAACAGAGCUUUUGUACACAGAUCAAUCUAUAUUUUUUGGAGGCCCUCUUGUCAAUGAGCAGCUAAGCAGAGGGACAAGAACUGGUAGUUCACUGACUCAGAGCCAGGAUAGACGAUCUACCUCAAGUCAUUAUCAGCAGGGCAGAUCACAGAGGGGUGGCCAACUUCCUGUGUUUGUUCCAAGCGAUUCUCAACAAAACCAAUAUUCUUCUAGGUCUCCUUAG
This is a messenger RNA of Dovyalis caffra, 2001 nucleotides long. The record is from the annotation of a GenBank genome assembly. NCBI's taxonomy places the organism in Eukaryota, Viridiplantae, Streptophyta, Magnoliopsida, Malpighiales, Salicaceae.